AUGCUCCUCCAACUUGGGGCUCUCCUCCUGCUCCUCCUCGGCUGCAGCUAUGCGGCUGAUCCGGUGGCGGACAAGGUCACCUCCCUGCCCGGGCUCUCCUUCAAAAUCGACUACGGUGUCUGGUCGGGGUACCUGAAUGCGGGGAAUAAUGGGACGUGGAAGAUGCACUACUGGCUCGUCGAGUCGAAGAGCAACCCGAAAACCGACCCGAUCUUGGUAUGGUUUAACGGAGGACCCGGCUGCUCCUCGUUCGGCGGCAUGUUCGAGGAGCUAGGCCCCUUCUACGUCAGCCAGGACGGGAAGACGUUGUUUGAGAACAAAUUCUCGUGGAAUCAGAAAGCCAACGUCCUGGCCCUGGAAUCCCCCAUUGGGGUCGGCUUCUCCUACGACUCCAGCAACCUCAACUACUCCACAGCCAACGACGUGCAGUCGAUGAACCAGAACUUCGCGGCGUUGAACGACUUCUUCAAGAGCUUCCCUGACUACGCGAAUCGUGACUUCUACUUGUCCGGAGAAUCUUACGCUGGUAUCUACAUUCCGAUGCUCUCUGCCGUCCUGGCGGAAGGCAUCGUUGCCAAGACGUUCGUGAACCCAAAUUUCCAGGGUGCCGCCAUUGGGAACGGCUACAUGCACAUCCAGAAGCUGUACAACUCGCUGGUGCUGUGGUCGGCUUAUCACGGUCGCGUGUCUCCGCAAGAAUGGGAAUACGUCAAGACCACCUGUAAUGCCGGGGCUACUCGGCCAAACGACCCCGAUACGUACAACUAUUUCAACUACUUGAAGACCACCACUUACCUCGAUUUCGCCUCCGAUAAUUCGACCUGCGGAGAUAUCAUCUACCGUAUGACUUCCGUGCCCAGAUCUUCUGACCCAUACAAUUACUACCAGGACUGUUUCGCUAGCAAGUAUGCGGAUGGAUAUACUGGAGCUUCUGCCUCCCGACCAGCGCACCCGGCCCAGAUGAAGCGCAUCAGGAGGAAACGGGAGGCAGCUCAACCUGGUGUGAAAGCCGAUGUCACGAAUUUGGCGGCCGGCUUCAACUACGAUUCUUCCGAUCCCUACCAAGGCUACGCUUGCUAUGGAUCACCGUACAUUUGGGCGAAUACGCAGGAGGUUCAAAAGGCGCUGAACAUCGCUGACGACUGGCAAAAGGGUGGGAUGAAGUGGCAGGAUUGCAGCGACCCCAUCUACCAACAGUAUACCGUCACCUACAACGACCAAACCCAAUUCUUCGAGCGCUUCUUCAAGGCAAAUACGAACACAAAAUUCCGCUUCCUCGUCUACAACGGCGACGUCGACACGGUGUGCAACUACCUGGGCGACGCCUGGUUUAUUGCCGACUACGCGGCGGCCCACGCGAUCAAGGCUGACGAUCGCAUCGACUGGUACUUUGCCGGGCAGACGGCCGGCUACUCCCAGCGUUACAACGAUAAUUCUGGAGUGACGAUUGACGUCGUCACGGUCAAGGGAGCCGGCCAUUUCGUCCCUACCGACCGACCUGGCGCUGCUCGCCAGAUGAUCACCAACUUCAUGUUCCCUAGCCAGGCAAAUGGGAGGCCCGAUUAUAAUUCGACGGCGAACGUCGACCCCUACCCUACCUUGGCUCCAAUCCUAAAUGGUGGACAAAGUACCGUAUCGCCCGUCCCGACGACUAGCUCAACUAUUCAAUUGUCCUAUUUUGCCCCACUUUUGCUCAGCAUUUUCUGCGUGCUCAAAAAUAUUCUG
This is a messenger RNA of Mesorhabditis spiculigera, 1725 nucleotides long. NCBI's taxonomy places the organism in Eukaryota, Metazoa, Nematoda, Chromadorea, Rhabditida, Rhabditidae. The record is from the annotation of a GenBank genome assembly.